Diprion similis is the source of this 1974-nucleotide messenger RNA. RefSeq names its product sodium-coupled monocarboxylate transporter 1-like. Bases 45 to 1835 code for a protein of 596 amino acids. Gene Ontology annotation, molecular function: symporter activity. The transcript has 8 exons. Gene Ontology annotation, biological process: sodium ion transport; transmembrane transport. NCBI's taxonomy places the organism in Eukaryota, Metazoa, Arthropoda, Insecta, Hymenoptera, Diprionidae. The record is from RefSeq and is a predicted model, not a curated record. Gene Ontology annotation, cellular component: membrane.
AUGUUCUCAUUCGACUUCUUCUUGGUAGUGAAAUAAAAUUAAAAAUGUCUACGAACAAUUUCUCCCUAGUGAAUACCAUCCAGAACAAUGUCGAACACCUCACCUUUGGAUGGGUUGAUUACUUCCUCUUCGUCACAAUGCUCUGCGUUAGUGCAGUGGUCGGCACUUACUUCGGAUUCUUCAGCAAGAAGCAAGAUACUACCACGGAAUACUUACUAGGAGGAAAAACCAUGAGCUAUUUACCAGUAGCGAUGAGCAUAACUGCUAGCCACUUGUCAGGAAUUACCUUGCUCGGAGUUCCCGCCGAGGCUUAUCGGUAUGGAACACAAUACGCAGCUUGCAUAUUCACCACAUUUAUAACUGGCGUCGUAACAUCGUACGUCUUUCUUCCGGUUUUCUACAAACUCCAGUUAACCAGUUCCUUCAAAUACUUGGAGAUCAGAUUCUCGAGAUCAGUUCGACAAUUUGCCUCGGUCAUCUUCAUUCUUAGUCUGAUACUUCACACUCCAAUCGUCGUUUAUGGACCAGCGUUGGCAUUUGCUCAGGUGACUGGUUUCGAUCUUCACUAUAUCGCGCUUAUCAUCGGACUUGUCUGUAUCUUUUACACGACUGUGGGUGGACUUAAAGCGGUGGUGUGGACGGACACAAUUCAAUUCACUGUGACAGUGAUCACUCUCUUCACCGUGCUCAUUCUUGGCAUAAUCUCGAUCGGUGGAUUUCAAGAGAUUUGGCGUAUAUCCGAAGAAGGUGGCCGAAUUAUAUUCUUCGACAUGAACCCCAGCCCGUUCGUUCGAACUAGCUUCUGGGGUAUUUCGAUUGGCAUGACGACAACCUGGAUUUCCGGUAUAGGCAUCAGUCAGAAUUCUUUACAAAGAUUUCUUUCAGUACCAUCUCUCUCAGAUGCCAGAAUAACCAUUUGUCUCAUGUGUGCUGGUAUAAUCGUGGUAAAAGGCAUUUCUGUCUAUACCGGGCUAAUAAUGUACUCCAAAUAUCAUGACUGUGAUCCGAUUGUGACAGAGGCAGUAGCCCAACCAGACCAGAUUCUACCCUACUACGUGAUGGACGUUGCCGGUGGAAUUCCCGGGUUGCCAGGUCUCUUCCUCGCUGCUCUCGUCAGCUCCGCCUUGUCAUCCAUGAGCAGUGCCUUGAAUACAGUGGCUGGAACGAUAUGGGAAGAUUUCAUCUCCCGUUGGGUGCCGGAAAGUCCAACGAAGGAACAAACGGCAACAAGGGUUAUGAAGGUUACCGUCGUCGUGUUGGGAAUGCUCUGCGUUGCCCUGGUCCUGGUAGCCGAGCAGUUGGGUGACAUAUUCACAAUGUCCUCGAGCAUGACUGGUGUGACUUCCGGGACUACUCUCGGCUUAUUCACCCUCGGGAUGUUAGUCCCAUGGGCAAAUAACAAGGGCACCAUAAUCGGAGGUGUCGUGGGCACCAUCGCAUCAGCGUGGAUUGUUAUGGGUGCCCAAAUUCACAAAAUAAAAAAGAACAUACGGUACGACCCGCUGCCAACGUCCACGGAUAACUGUCCGUAUACAUUGAACAUUACUGACCGGAUCCAGCCCACGCUACCCCCUAUGGAGCCGGAAGACGAACCCAUGAUCCUCUUCACCGUUUCUUUCCUCUACUACUCCCUUAUCGGCUACGUAACUGUGGUUAUUUGUGGUAUCAUCGCGAGCUUUGUCACCGGUAUUCCAGACCCCAAGGAUCUGGACAAGGAUCAUUUUUCGCCGAUAAUACACAGAUUCCUGCCCCGAGAAAAAUACGCAGGCGUAAAGAUGACGCCGAUUCCCACGAUACCAAGCAAUCCUGACAAGGAAAAGGAGGCUAUGCAAUGACCCACGCUGAAAACCAUUGGAUGUGAAUCUCAUCGUCCAUGCUUGAAAAUUAGUCACAUGUCAUUUGCCUACGCAAACUAUAAUGUAACAAAAUUAGUUUUAAGAUAUUUUUAAUAAAGCAGAACGGGCAAUGUAAAGA